Chelmon rostratus (copperband butterflyfish) is the source of this 5619-nucleotide messenger RNA. It is a transcript of the gene dpysl2b, whose product is annotated as dihydropyrimidinase like 2b. Bases 240 to 1961 code for a protein of 573 amino acids. Gene Ontology annotation, cellular component: cytosol; cytoplasm. The record is from RefSeq and is a predicted model, not a curated record. NCBI's taxonomy places the organism in Eukaryota, Metazoa, Chordata, Actinopteri, Chaetodontiformes, Chaetodontidae. The transcript is spliced from 14 exons. Gene Ontology annotation, molecular function: hydrolase activity, acting on carbon-nitrogen (but not peptide) bonds, in cyclic amides.
GAAAGGUUUGGUGCAUCGGCGGAGACCGGGAGGCUGCCAGGACGCGAUCCGGAGUUGAAAUAUAGUUUGGUUCUUUACGCUUUGUGGCCUCCCAAGGAUCGGCUGCGACCAUCCCGCCCUCUUCUUCAUCACCCUCGUCACUAUCAUCCUCGUUUCAGACCGGCGAACGGCGGUAAUCCUUACGUCCCGUUGCAUUGAUUGCGGUCCACGGCGCAGCGCAAGACGAACCCCCGGCGAAGAUGUCUGGCUAUCAGGGCAAGAAGAACAUCCCCCGCAUCACAAGUGACCGUCUCCUGAUCAAAGGAGGGAAGAUCGUGAACGAUGACCAGUCCUUCUGUGCUGACAUCUACAUGGAGGAUGGAGUCAUCAAACAAAUUGGGGAAAACCUCAUCGUGCCCGGCGGGGUAAAAACCAUUGACGCCCACGGUCGCAUGCUGAUGCCGGGCGGCAUCGACGUGCACACGCGUUUCCAGAUGCCCGAUCGAGGUAUGACGUCCGCCGAUGACUUCUACCAGGGCACCAAGGCGGCGCUGGCCGGAGGCACCACCAUGAUCAUUGACCACGUGGUCCCCGAGCCUGGCCUCAGCCUCAUCUCGUCCUUCGAGCAGUGGCGCGAGUGGGCCGACAGCAAGUCCUGCUGCGACUACUCGCUGCACGUCGACAUCACCGAGUGGCACAAGGGCAUCCAGGAGGAGAUGGAGACGCUCGUGAAGGAUCACGGUGUCAACUCCUUCCUCGUCUACCUGGCCUAUAAGGAUAUUUUCCAGCUUACUGACGCUCAGGUGUACGAGGUGUUCAGUGUGAUCCGCGAUCUGGGAGCCAUCGCCCAGGUGCACGCCGAGAAUGGAGACAUUGUAGCUGAGGAGCAGCGCAGGAUCCUGGAGCAGGGCAUCACCGGACCUGAGGGACACGUGUUGAGCCGUCCUGAGGAGGUGGAGGCAGAAGCUGUAAACCGCUCUGUGACUGUGGCCAAUCAGACCAACUGCCCCCUCUAUGUCACCAAGGUGAUGAGCAAGAGCGCCGCUGAUGUCAUCGCUCAGGCCAGGAAGAAGGGCACUGUGGUCUACGGAGAGCCAAUCACUGCGAGCCUGGGAACAGACGGCUCUCACUAUUGGAGCAAGAACUGGGCCAAAGCGGCUGCCUACGUCACCUCCCCUCCCCUGAGCCCCGACCCAACCACACCAGACUAUCUCACCUCCCUGCUGUCCUGUGGAGACCUGCAGGUGACAGGAAGUGCGCACUGUCCCUUCAACACUGCCCAGCGCGCUGUGGGCAAAGAUGACUUCAGUUUGAUUCCUGAAGGCGUCAACGGCACUGAGGAGAGGAUGUCUAUCAUCUGGGAUAAGUGUGUGGUGACGGGUAAGAUGGACGAGAACCAGUUUGUGGCAGUGACCAGCACCAACGCUGCCAAGAUCUUCAACCUGUACCCCCGCAAGGGCCGCAUCGCCGUGGGCUCGGACGCUGACCUGGUGCUGUGGGACCCAGACUUCACAAAAAUUAUCUCCGCCAAGAGCCACAACUCGGCUGUGGAGUACAACAUCUUUGAAGGCACAGAGGUGCGUGGCGGGCCUCUGGUGGUGAUCAGCCAGGGCAAGAUCGUCCUGGAGGAAGGGACCCUCCACACCACUGAGGGCUCGGGACGCUAUGUUGCCCGAAAACCUUUCCCUGACUACGUCUACAAGAGGAUAAAAGCGCGCAGCAGGCUGGCUGAGCUGAGGGGUGUGCCCAGAGGACUGUAUGACGGCCCGGUCUGCGAGGUGUCGGUCACACCUAAAGCCAUGACUCCUGCCUCCUCUGCCAAGACCUCACCGGCCAAGCAGCCCAACCAGCCCGUCCGUAACCUGCAUCAGUCUGGAUUCAGCCUAUCGGGCGCUCAGAUUGACGACAACGUUCCUCGCCGGAACACCCAGCGCAUCGUGGCGCCGCCGGGCGGCAGGGCCAAUAUCACCAGCCUGGGUUAGAGCUCCGGCCGUGGCCGCUGAGGAGGAAAAGGAGAUCCGAGGGAGGACGGCCAACAGGAGCUGAGGGGUCAAGAAACCACGUCAUGACAUCGGGAGCAGAACCCUUCGCCGCACCUGAGCGGGCCGUCCGUCAGCCUCGAUCUUUCGCCUCCUCCUGCGCUGCGCUUCACGUACCCACUCUCCUCCUCCCCACGCCCUGAUCCCAGAGGACACAGUCAGAAACAAAAACAUAAAAAAGUCUGCCUCAUAUGACGAAAAAAAAGAGAAAAAAAAAUGAAAACACUCCUUAUUUGAGCACUUUCGACGACAUUAUUUCGUUUUUUUAUACCGUACUUUCUCCCUGCCAUGUAUCCUUCUGAUGUUUGUUUUACUAUUGUUUUAAUAGGGGGGUCAAGUGAGGCUAAACUGAAUUGAUGCAGUUAAGAAAAGAGGAUAGUUUUCAUGCAGGAUGACCGUUGUAUUUUCAUUCUUUCUCAUCAUUUUUGUUCAUUUUUGGGGGUAGUUUAAACAGACCAUUGGUACAAAGCCGGUAUUGUUUUUCUUCCUUGUCUUAGAUAGGCCAAAUAGUAGGUUGCGUGAAAUUGAACAGUCUUACAGUUUAUUUAGCAGACAAGAAGCUAAUGCGUCCUUCGAGCUGUUGAGUAUCUGUUGCAUUUCGGUUGCUUCACUUUCCAGUGCAUCGCCAUCUGUCAAACUGUGCUACUAUCAAUAUCCAACUGAUUAUUCGCCAUUAGGACGGCCUUAAAAUUUGAACUAUGAAACAGCUCAAUCUUUUAUUAGGAUUAUAAAGUCUUGCUGCACUGGCUCUCGUCUCAUUUUUUCCCACCUGUGGUUUUGCUAAGGUACAUAAGUAAGAAAGCGUAUUCCAUACUUGGCAGCUGCCUUACAGCUUGUGAUUCUUGUGCAGCAGAAGGAACCUUGGCAGGUAGUAAAUGGAGCUUUAUGCCUCAUCUCGGAGCACUAGGGCAUCGUGAAGCGUGAGAAUUGAAGGAAAGAUUUAGAGAGGAAAGAGAAAGUUGUAUUCGCUGUCGCUUCAACCUCAACCUGUCCUUGCCUUACUGUUUCUCAAUGCCGUCCUUUUAGAGAACUUCAAGUAGUGCACGGAAGGUGCCAUUCACUACGCAGCUACAUAUUUUCCAGCUUGUUUGCAUUCCAGUGAAUCGUAGAGGUCCAAAUUUUUGAUUGACAGCUGUCGAAGCACCUGAUAACCGUCCAUCACCAACCAGUGCAUUUAUAUACAGAAUGUUUCUCCUCCUCCUCCAAAUGUGACUGUUUUAUACUCAUCAGAAUCCCUCUUUCCGUUCUACUCUUUAUGUGCCUGAACCCACAGAAGUUGUACUGAUAGUUUGAUUUUUCUUGUUUUGUUAUUCUUAUUGAGGUAAGUGAAGGAUGUAAGAUAAAAAGAUGUAAAAUAGCCAGGAUUAACCGAUUCAAAGGUGCCAGAUUUUGCGCUUUCGCGGGGCCUAUUCUGUCGGUAGAGCCCCUGUAAAGACGAAAAAUGCUCGAUAUCUUGAAAUGUUCUAAUGUUUUAGAGUUUUUAACUUGUUGUCAAACUGCUUUUUAGUGUCAUUCUGUAACUAGGUGCCUAAGGGCUGAGCACUAUUGAUUUACGCUUGAAAGUAGACAUGAGCUAAUGUACUUCUGACUAGUGUGCAGUGUUGAUGUGUGAGGGAUGGGACACGCACAGCAGGCUCCUGUACAGCACACCUUACUGUUGUGGACGUGACGCCGCUCCGGGCCGUGCUGAGUGCUCAUAUGUUCUUGUUGUUUUUUUGUUUUUUUUGCAUGUUCUGGCUUUCAUUAAGCCAAGAAACUGAUUUCCUGUGUUAGUUCUUAUGUCAACGAGGUCUUGGCAACCAGUCGCCGUCUUUCUGCAGCCUUUUUCUUCCCCGUGACUCAACGCUCACGCUGACAUGGACGUAACCGGGGUCCAGUUACAUACAUGUAGAUUAAGACUAAUCUGUGCUUUAGACUGGUUUUCGAAUUCUGGUCUGAUGAAGACCUUCUCCUGCAUAGACCCAUGUGUUGCAACACUUGAGAGAUAGCUUUAGCUUUAGUUAAUACUUGGACACAUCAGUCACUCUUUGGUUUGUCAUUUGAAGUCUAUCUUAAAGUUUAAGCCAGUCUUUAUAGAAAUGGCCCCUGACUCACUCACACGUACGCAGACACAGACACACAAUGUAGGUAUUCAAACUUACACCACCUCUGUGUUUGUGCUUUCAACCCCAGUUUUUCAGGCGUCCUCCCCUCUGAUCUAACUGCAGGCCUAUAGAAGGCACAGGCUGUCAGCAUUAUCCAUGGUAUAUAUAUGUUUAAAGAAUCCAAAGCAUGUCUCUGAAGAAUUCAAAGAUGAGACAUCAGCAUUGUAUUGACUCUUAUUUGAGCUUCCCUCUCUUCUUAUAGACACAGUCUACACUCAUUCUCACUACUGCCACACUCAAGGGUGUGUGGGUGAAGCGAUCGGAGGUGAAGUCCUCACAUACAAUCUGGCUCUCGUGAGAGGAAUAGUGCGCUUCUUGUAUUUUCUUGUUUUCUGUGUCACUCCUUCCUCUCCGUUUGUCUCUAUCUGUCUUUCAUUCUUCUCCUCCCUCCCUCCCUGGCUCAUUUGUUGUUUCUGGCUGUUGCCGCGGAGACAGACCCCUCCACUCUCACAGGGUUCUGCUUUUUGUUUGUCAUGGCAACGCUUGUCAGAUUGGAGGUUGCCAUUGGCAACCUGUCCUGACCUGGUGCUAUUUAGUACAGCUUUGCGCCUGCACACAUGCACACGCACACACACAAACACACACACACACACACACACACACGUUUUUAUAAUUACUCUGUGACUGUGCUGCACCAUUUCUACAUAAUCCUGCACUGAGUUGUGUGGAAUCCAGAAUCCUUUGCUGCUGAAAAGAAUCUAUUAGAGUUGAAAGCGCACCACAGAAUACUGUAGAAACACACACACACACACACACACACACACACACACACACACACACACACACACACACACACACACACUGUCACUUAGAGCCCUUUGGGGGACAUUACGGGGACUUACAUUCAUGUCCUGCAGACUUACCCUAACCCUAACGUUAAGCGCUGACCCAAAAUUCUGCUUUUUCCCACUUGGGGACAUGGCUUUUGUCCCCAGUUGGACAAGCCGUCCCCAAUUAGCUGGUCUUUAGUCUGAAAUAUGUCCCCUAAAGUAGCCUAUGCCAGAAACGCACACAUCAAACAACCGUUGCCGUGAUGCAACACCCAUGCCUGAAGAAUCGACUUGGAUAUUAAAUGCCAGCUGUCAGCGCUGGCGUCCUCGCCGUGUCCCAUGCCUCCUCGAUUUACACACACUAAAACACACACGUAUACUCCUUCAAUGCUCUGUCAGCUUGGAUGCUUUUCUAUGCCAUAUUAUGCUAAUGAUAUAUGAGUGAUAUGUAUGUACGCAACGUGCUGCAGACUGAGAGGAGCUUCCUUCCGUUCUGAGGUUGUUGAUGCUGUUGAACACCUUAUUGCCCCUGCACCCCUCCGUCCCCCUCUGUAAGCCUUUCCCCUUUGUGAAAGUGAAACUGUGUGAUGGUAUUUGUCUUGGUGGCUGUGGGGUUUCUGGGAUGCUUACUCAAUAUGGAAAAAGUGUCAAAUCCCAUGGAUGGUGAUGUAAAAAAAAAAAAAAGAA